UAGUUUGUGCUGCCAAUGUGGUACAGCAACUCAGCCAAACCCUUCAAACAUGUGUGUAGCAUGUUUGAGAACUCAAGUUGAUAUCACUGAAGGUAUCCCAAAGCAAGUUCAUCUGAAUUUCUGUAAGGCUUGUGAAAGGUGAGUGGUGUGGUGAAUAUUUAGUUUGUGAAUUUUGUGCUGUUUGAAAUUAUAUAUGAAUUACUAUAAAUCCUCAAUUCCCCUGCGCCUUUCAAAUAACUGUCCUCUUUUACUGGAAGCAAUUUUUUAUGCAUCGCAUCAUUAAUCCCUCCCCUUAGAUCCUACAAACGCAUGUGUACUGCUUAUAUUUAGUUUGACAGCAAUUCCAUAUUAAUUUACUGUGUAUCCUGUAUAAUGCCUCCCUACAUUGCAAUUGCUUCCCUCUGAGUUAAAUCACCUCCAAUAAGCCUCCCAAAAGGUUCCUGAAAUAAAUACAGUAAGACCCCCAGGAAUCACCACCAUUAUCACUACCACCACUGCUACUUUCAUUGCCACCAUAGACAAUCCAAUUGUCUUUGUUGCCACACCACCAUUAUCAUUGUUACCACCAUCACUAACUACCAUUCUCGUUUUCAUCAUCACCACCAUCACUACCACCACCAUCAUCAUCAGCACCACCAUAAUCAUUAUCAGCACUACCACCACCAUAAUCAUCAUCAGCACCAUCAUUACUCACUACUGCCACUGUCAUCAUCACCACCAUCAUCACCACCAUCACUAUCACUACGCCACGAUCAUCACCACCAUCGCUCAGAUGAUCACCACCAUCAUCAUCAUCAUUACCACCAUCAUCAUUAUCACCACCAUCAUCAUUAUCACCACCACCAUCAUCAUUACCACCACCAUCAUCAUUAUUACCACCAUCAUCAUUAUCACCACCAUCAUCAUUAUCACCACCAUCAUCAUUAUCACCACCAUCAUCAUUAUCACCAACACCAUCAUUAUCACCAUCAUUAUCACCACCAUCAUCAUUAUCACCAUCAUCAUUAUCACCACCAUCAUUAUCACCAACACCAUUAUCACCACCAUCAUCAUCACCACCAUCAUCAUCACCACCACCAUCAUCAUCAUCAUCACCACCAUCAUCAUCACCAUCAUCAUCACCAUCAUCAUCAUCAUCACCACCAUCAUCAUCAUCAUCACCACCAUCAUCAUCAUCAUCACCACCAUCAUCAUCACCAUCAUCAUCAUCAUCACCACCAUCAUCAUCAUCAUCACCACCAUCAUCAUCAUUAUCACCACCAUCCAGGCCUCGAGAUAAGUGCCGGUCACCGGUCACUGACCGGUAAAAUUUCACAGUUUGACCGGCAAAAAUCAUCGCCUGGCGGACAUGUGUGACCGGUAAAUUUUUUAAUAAAAUGUUACCACCAUCACUACUACCAUUCUCGUUAUCAUCAUCACCACCAUCACUACCACCACCAUAAUCAUCAGCACUACCAUAAUCAUUACCAGCACUACCACCACCAUAAUCAUCAUCAGCACCAUCAUCACUCACUACUGCCACUGUCAUCAUCACCACCAUCAUCACUACCAUCACUAUCACUACGCCACGAUCAUCACCACCAUCGCUCAGAUGAUCACCACCAUCAUCAUCAUUAUUACCACCAUCAUCAUUAUCACCACCAUCAUCAUUAUUACCACCAUCAUCAUUAUCAUCAUUAUCACCACCAUCAUUAUCACCACCAUCAUCAUUAUUACCACCACCAUCAUCAUCAUUAUUACCACCACCAUCAUCAUUAUCACCACCAUCAUCAUUAUCACCACCAUCAUCAUUAUCACCACCAUCAUCAUCACCAACACCAUCAUUAUCACCAUCAUUAUCAUCACCAUCAUCAUUAUCACCACCAUCAUCAUUAUCACCAUCAUCAUUAUCACCAUCAUCAUUAUCACCACCAUCAUCAUUAUUACCAUCAUUAUCACCAACACCAUUAUCACCAUCAUCAUCAUCACCACCAUCAUCAUUAUCACCACCAUCAUCAUCAUUAUCACCACCAUCCAGGCCUCGAGAUAAGUGCCGGUCACCGGUCACUGACCGGUAAAAUUUCACAGUUUGACCGGCAAAAAUCGUCCGGCAUCUGGCGGACAUGUGUGACCGGUAAAUUUUUUAAUAAAAACUACGUUCAAAAAUGGAGCAGAUUAUUGAUUUCCAAGUUUCCAAAGAAGUGUAUGUCCGUCUAAGGCGCAGGCUAAUGAGGGCGGCGAAGUGACACACUUUGUCGUACGGAUACGAUUUACCGCAAGCAUUGUGCCUAAGGGCUGUUUUCAUGUUACACGUUUUUCACACCUGCGACAGAAAAGUUUAAAUCUUUCAUAUUAUUGCAAAUAAGUUAUAACCUUACAAAUACAUAUUAAAUCAUACACAAAACUGAAUGCUGUCCUUUUAUAAAUUUAGUUAUUUCAUAAGUAGGAUGUAAAGCGAUUUCAACUGUUACGUGCGUGAAAACGCGUAACUCGAAUGCGACCUUGCAGCAUGCUCGCAAGUUCGCAACUACAGUUGUCAUUUGCGACUUAACAAGCAAGCAUGGUAAACAAUUGCUCUGUUUGUCAGCGUCCAAAUACGAAAUAUUCAUGGUAAAUUGCUUUUUGAUAAACGCCUUGCGAUUUGAUAAACGCCAUGCAUACUUCUACUAUGUAUACAAUAAUUAAAAUACACAAUUGUUUCUAAAGUUACGAGUCACGCCAAAGAUGAGGGGGAAAAAGAAGCUAAGGAGUGACAACGACCGGCAUAAAUUCCGCUGUGACCGGUAAAUUUAGUGAUCCACCUGUCAUAAUGACUGGUAUAACAUCCAGAUUUAUUUAGAGGCCUGCCACCAUCAUCAUCACCAACGCCAUCAUUAUCACCAACACCAUCACCACCAUCACUACCACCACCAUCAUCAUUUACAUUAUCACCACCAUUGCUACUACCAUCAUCAUCAUCGCCACCAGAACUACCUGCACCACCACCAUCAUCAUCAUCAUUAUUGCAUGCCAACAUCACUAUUACAGUACCAUCAUUGUUAUUAUCGCUACCACCAUCAUCGCCGCCAUAACUACCACCAUUGUCAUCAUCAUCACUACCACCAUCAUUAUCUCUACCAUCAUUAUCUCUAUACCAUCAUCAUCACCACCAUCAUCAUCAUUACCAGUGACUACCAUCAUUAUCACCAGCAUCAUCUUCACUACCAUCAUUAUCACCACCAUCAUCAUCACUACCAUCAUCAUCACUACCAGUGACUACCAUCAUUAUCACCAGCAUCAUCAUCACUACCAUCAUCAUCACUACCAGUGACUACCAUCAUUAUCACCAGCAUCAUCUUCACUACCAUCAUUAUCACCACCAUCAUCAUCACUACCAUCAUCAUCACUACCAGUGACUACCAUCAUUAUCACCAGCAUCAUCUUCACUACCAUCAUUAUCACCACCAUCAUCAUCACUACCAUCAUCAUCACUACCAGUGACUACCAUCAUUAUCACCAGCAUCAUCUUCACUACCGUCAUUAUCACCACCAUCAUCAUCACUACCAUCAUCACUAUCAUCACCAUCAUCACUACACCACUACUGUCGGCAUUGCGACCACCAUCAUUACCACCACAAUCACCACUCACCAUCACUACCACUAUUAUCACCAUCUCCACCACAAUCACCAUCACCACUAAGACUUCUGCCAUACAUCACAGUUUCAUUGAUUCCUACUGUUGUGCUGUGCACAUGCAUGCUUUAUUACUCGCUGGGGCACCCUGUGCCCCAGACGAGUAUAGAUUUCGGCUUGCAUUUGUCACGGAUCAUGGAUCGUCGAUAGCCACAAAAUAGAAUAUUAAUGAGCUGCUUGAUCCUUUUCAAAAUGGCGGGGCCUUUCGUGGAGUGGGCAAAAUGUUUCAAACAAUUCCGGGCCCCAUUUCGUGAAAAUUUUGGCCGAAUUGUACCUGUUUUCUAUGGAUUUUGUUUUGUGUCUAACUCUGGACAUUCAUGCUAGUUUAUUUAAUGCGUGUUUCUUGGUGCACGACUCUGAAAAUCCGAAAUUUGGAUCGUUGAAUUCCCGUGCACGAUCAUAAUAUACUGAGUCUGAAUAUAAAGAGCCAAAGACAAUUUCAAAGUAAAAGGUUAUUUAUUAAAACUACGUUGUGCAGUUUAAGUUGUGACUACUUUAUGAGAAGCAUAUCGGUGUCAUAUCAAUAUAAAAUUUAUCGAACAACAGUCCGUGAAAACUGUCUGUAGUGUACUCAGUGCGAAACAUAUUGUAUUUGUAAUGCCUCUUAUAAAUGGCGCAAUAAGGAUAAAAAUACCACCGUUCGAUUCAGCGUAAGAAAUUGUACUUACGGAUGUCAAAUGUAUUACUAAACAUCAGUAUUCUAGCGAUUUAUGGCCUUUGAAAAUCAAGCGAAAUUGUAUUGUUGACAUCAAAUCACUCGCAGUACGUUUGUCCUUGACCUUGUAUUUGUAUUGCCUAAUUAAUGGCGCAAUAAGAAUAAAAAUACCACCGUUCGAUUCAGCGUAAGAAAUUGUACUUACGGAUGAGAAAUUGUACCUACGGAUGUCAAAUGUAUUACUAAACAACUGACAACAGUAUUCUAGCGAUUUAUGGCCUCUGACUUUGUCUUUGAAAGCCAAGCGAAAUUGUAUUAUUUGUUGAGAAAUCGCUCAAAUAAUAAAAGAUGCAGUACGUUUGAUCCUUGAUAACUUUGGUAUCAUUGUUUUUUUCUUUUUCGGCCGUACACCAGUGGAUUCGUCUCUCUUCAUUUUGGUAAUAUUUUGAGCCCAAAAGCCCCCAAAAUAUUUUAUUUUGAACGUUUUAAACUGGCGGUCGACAGAAGAAAAGAAUGUAGCGUACUAUAAAAUAUAAUUUUACUUGUGGGCAUAAACGCCGGAAGUUUCCCCUUAGCUCGGGGCCAGGCUUAAAGGCUUAAUAUACGCACGUAAAACUUUAAAUUUGUAAAAAUAACCAAAUAAAUAAAGCAACAGAAUUUACUGCUCCGCAAGUUUUAGUAUGAAUUUGUUAACUUAUUUGUAAAAUAUUUAAAAAUAGAAGGAUUCAAAGUUUUACGUGCGUGUACGUGCGUACGAAAAACGCAACAGUGCCAGUGGAAAUCAAUCUUUAGAUCUUAACAGCAAUGUGCGUCAGUUGUGUAGCCCCAGCGAGUUAACGCUCCGCAGAGCGUCUUGUUAAUCUUAAUGUCUUUACAUAUAGGUUAAAAGCCAAGGGAGAGGUUUUUAUUAAACUGUGAAGACCGAGGGCCGAAGGCCCGAGGUCUUUACAGUUUAAUAAAAACCUCUCCCUUGGCUUUUAACCUAUAUUUACAAACUCAUCAGACCAUAUUCUUUUGUAUUUUGGAGGUUUUCUUCAUUAAAAAUUCAAGCUAUAUUAAUUCAAUGAGAGGUCGCUGCAGUUGUGGGACGAAAUAACUAGGUGUAACAUGCGCAUUAACACGCUUUAAAAUGUGGUUAAGCAUGCGCAGUAUAUCAUUUCACGUCCCACAAGCAAAAGAGCAGAUAUUACUGUAUAAAUUCCCUGCACAAGCAUGUCUGAUGGUUGAUCCAGCUAGUCCUCGUGCGCCGAAUGAUAGAUACUCUUACCUAAUGGUAGAGUUUUGACGGGCUCUGAGGUACACGGCUGUUGUCUCUUUCUCGACUUAGAGACGUGCAGCGUUUUCUAGUCGAGAAGGAGAUGUGGGUCUUGAGUUUUCCUGCAACUUCAAGUCCCGAAUUCAAGACUCAUGGCCAGGUCUUGAAUUGAAAAUGUAAAACCGGGUAACCGGUUAUUACUUUUUCGUAAUAACCGGGUAGCAGGUUAUUACGGAAAAAUAAUAACCGGGUAGCAGGUUAUUACGGAAAAAUAACCUGGUAAGCAGACUAGCAGGUUAUUAUUUUUCCGUAAUAACCUGCUACCUUAGACUAGCAGGUUAUUAUUUUUCCGUAAUAACCUGCUACCCGGUUAUUAUUUUUCCGUAAUAACCUGCUACCCGGUUAUUAUUUUCCGUAAUAACCUUCAACCCCGUAUUUCUCCCGGAGAAAUCAAAUACCACCGCCUGCUUUUAGAUUGAAGGUUAUUACGGAGAAGUUAAAAACCGACAAAAUACAAAAGAAUAUGGUCUGAUGAGUUUGUAAACUCAGGUACUAUGAAUAUAUGAUUACAUGUUUACGUUUUACCAAUACGUUACUGAAUAAUUAACAAUUAUAAUUACACAUUAAGUUAUUACACCUACCUACAGAUACCUUCAACCUCCAAACACCUGGGUAAGCUGCACUCUGGAGUCGAGAGAGCUUUUGGCAUUGUGUCUAAAGAAACUUAAAGGCUUGUCCAAGGUUGGCAUACGUUGCGUAUUUGACGUUCUAAUCAGUUGAAUUUUACAGUGAAUAUUUGAUAUGAAUAAAUCUUUAUUUCUAGGUUAGGUUAAUUGAUGCUGGGUUUGUUUGGACAGAACCUCAUUCAAAAAGAAUUAAAGUUAAAUUGACCAUACAGAAAGAGGUACAUACAAAACACAAUAAACGUUUUUGCACUUGUCUUAGUUUGUUGAUCUUGAAUGCUGGAUUUGA
Paramuricea clavata is the source of this 6533-nucleotide messenger RNA. The record is from the annotation of a GenBank genome assembly. NCBI's taxonomy places the organism in Eukaryota, Metazoa, Cnidaria, Anthozoa, Malacalcyonacea, Plexauridae.